AUGCAAUUCUUGCUCUACGCUGUUGUUGCCGCUGGGUUUUUCUUCGGCGCCUUCAUGAUGAUAGCCUUGGAGCUCUUUGGCUUCUACAAGUCGGUGAAGCUUCCGCCUAGGCCACGCACCAAGCCUUUCGCCAAAUUUCUUCCGAUUCACUUGCCUCAGAAGCUGCUGAGGCUGGUGCAGCCCGGAAACUGGAGCAAGCAGCGAGGCUUCCUCAUCGUCGCCAACCUCUUGGCGCAGUUCCUAUUCCGAGAGUGGAAGGACAGCAUCUUCUUGCGCAGUAGCAUAGCCAAACUAACAUUUCUUGUCACAGGUGCGAAACUUAAAUUUGGCAUUUCGGCACUUCUAUUGCUGCAGCUACGCGAGUUUGAUCUCAACAGUGAUUUCAUCACGUUUACGAAGAUUUCCGUCGACGACGUCAUUCUCCACGACACUUGGAAAACGCUCGAGGAAGUGGACAUCUUUAUCAGCCUGGACUACGCCGGCGGCGUGACUCUUGCCGUGGACGCCGAGCUCAUCAUCGGUGGCGUGGCAUCGCUGGCAGUUAAGGUGAACCACUUCUCGGCCAAGAGCCGGCUGCAGUUCUCCAGGAAGCCCUACACGCACUGGUCGUUCGCCUUUUACGAGGAACCAAAGAUCGUGAUAUCUGUGGAAUCCUCGCUCCAGGGCCAGAGCUUCCCACAAAUUGCAAACAUCAUCACCUCAACGAUCAAACGAACGCUGCGCAACAAGCACACGAUCCCGAGCUACAAAAUCCGCAUCAAGCCGUUCAUCCUGCUGCCGGACUUGCGUAUCGCGCCGCCGCUCCAUGAAAAGGUCAGUCAGAGCGGCAAGCUCGAGGUCACAGUGGUCGAGUGCUCGAGGCUCGUACUCUGCGAGGGAUCCUUCCAGCUCUACUGCAUGGUCUCCAUCGAGGACUCGCAAUGGAUCAACGUGGACAAUAUUGUCGGCACGUCUUGGAUACCUAUCGAACUCGAGAUAAACAAGGAAAGAGGUCAUGCCACUGGGGUCGAACUUAAGGAGGUAAGCUCAGGUGGCCAAAAGUCGAAGAGAGUUGGUGACAGCGAGGACAUUCAGACGCGGGCAAAAUCUAGGAACCAGCCCAUCGAGCGCACUCAGUUUGUUCUGUCGACAAGGGACCCCGUUUUCCUGGAAAAAUUCACAAUGGAAAUAAAGAACAACUUGAAGUUCAUCAAUGUCGGCAUAUUCAGCAAAGGCCAGAUCAUCAGCCUGCAUGGUAUGAAGAAGAGACCCUCUGACACCAUGCUGGCUUAUAACAGUAUACCACUCACGUAUGUCCUGGACGAAUGUCAGAAGACCACGCAGGGAUUCUUCGGCCCGGUGAUCAAGCUGCUCUGCCCCGAAUUCCAGCAACUGCCCAAGGACCUUAUCAAGUACUCCACUCUCAACGGAUUUGACCCGCGGCUGUGUUACGGUGACAUUACGCUUCACUUCGUCUUCAAAGGAGAGUACAAAUUCAAGGGCGGUCCCCAGCAGGAGGUCGAGGAAGAGCACGACCUGAUGGGACUCGAAUCCAGCUGGUGA
This is a messenger RNA of Dermacentor silvarum, 1542 nucleotides long. RefSeq lists its product as uncharacterized. The record is from RefSeq and is a predicted model, not a curated record. Gene Ontology annotation, biological process: mitochondrial calcium ion homeostasis. Lineage: Eukaryota; Metazoa; Arthropoda; Arachnida; Ixodida; Ixodidae. The coding region runs from base 1 to 1542 and encodes 513 amino acids. Gene Ontology annotation, cellular component: mitochondria-associated endoplasmic reticulum membrane contact site. The transcript is spliced from 11 exons.